CCGGAUAUUUUUUUCCCCGACGCGAGCAUGUCUGGGUGCGCUCUGCCAGGGCCCAGGAUGUCGCAGGCCUAGAGGUUGACACCAACACCAAGAUCGGCGGUGUGCCUCCACCGAGGGAAGACGAUCCCGAUCUCGGUGAUGGUGGUAAUAUUCCGGCUUCUAAGGUGACCGAAACAUUACCACCAAUACCGAAAUCUAGGACCAUCUUCCCCAUGUGCAGGCCACCCCCUGUGCUGGUGUUGGUGCCCAUUUCCAGGCCUCCAAGGAUGGCUCUGGCCAUGCCUGCACGGUGGUGGUGUCCGGCCUGGCCAGCCCCGGUGCCUCGCCCUCGCGGGCUGCGCCGCCGUCGUCUUUGCCGUCGUCGCCACUGCCGUCGGUCGCCGCUGUGGCCGUCGCCGCACGACGUCGCCCAGGCGGACAUCGCCGCGGAGAAGACCGCGGAGGCGAGCUCCUGCCCCAUGGUGUGCAUGAACCCGAACGUCCCGACGGCGAGCCUGUGCGUCUUCUCCGACUGCAAGAACUGCGAGUCGUGCAGGGCCCCAGCCCCGCUGCCAGAGGCGAAGGCGGAGGACCCGGACGAGGCGGAGGCGAAGGCGGAGGAGGCCAUUGCGGAGGCGAAGGCGGAGGCGAAGGCUGAGGCGAAGGCUGAGGCGAAGGCGGAGGAGGCGAAGGCGGAGAAGGCGAAGGCGGAGGAGGCGAAGGCGGAGGCGAAGAAGGCGGAGGACCCGCUGCCAGGUGCGAAGGCCGAGGGCGCGAAGGCGCCGGCCCCGGGGGAACAGAAAAAGGCACCGACCCGAGGCGGGAGUCCAUCCACGACGCCACCGCCUGGGGGGAUCGACCUGCGGGGACCUCGGGAGGCGGCAGAUCUGGAUCUGGUCGGGCCCCUGGAGCCCAGAUCUGUCCGCACCCACCGCCCACGGGGGCCCCAGGGCGUCGGCUCCGCGGGCGGUGGACGCGGGCGGAUCUCCGCCUCGCCUCCGAUGCCGCCACCCCGAGAUCCGGUCGCCGCAGCUGUUUCGCGCUGGGCGUCGUCG
This is a messenger RNA of Prorocentrum cordatum, 1034 nucleotides long. Lineage: Eukaryota; Dinophyceae; Prorocentrales; Prorocentraceae. The record is from the annotation of a GenBank genome assembly.